Danio aesculapii is the source of this 2072-nucleotide messenger RNA. It is a transcript of the gene lrrc75bb, whose product is annotated as leucine rich repeat containing 75Bb. The transcript has 4 exons. The coding region runs from base 207 to 1304 and encodes 365 amino acids. Lineage: Eukaryota; Metazoa; Chordata; Actinopteri; Cypriniformes; Danionidae. The record is from RefSeq and is a predicted model, not a curated record.
CGAGGAGGUGCGCAGGGGCAAGAGAAACACGGAGGAAAGUGACAUUUCAAUAAUUUCGUGCGCUGAAUAUGAAUUUUACUUGAUUUAUUUGGUCAGCUGAAGUGCAAUAAUGAGCGUGAGAUUAAUAAAGAGAUCGUACUUUACGCACGCUUCAUGAAACCGCGUUGCUUUAUUUGGUACUGAGGCUGAAAUAGGAAAGUUGAAACAUGGGAUCCAAGUUGACCAGGCAGAGUAGUUUGGACAGCCAAGCCAGUUUCUUUCGGAGAGCUCGACAGGAUCAUGAGCGGGAUGUGGAGAGGAGGACUGGAGGAAGAGGAGAGUUUUUAUUCAGUUCUCUGAUGCUCAGGUCCGACAAGCUGCCCGGGAUGCUGCGCAGAUCCAGCCCGUGUCCGUAUGUGCGGAGGGUGGCUUGGGUUCGGGAGAUCCAGACCCUGCUGAAGGAGCAGAAGCUGGAGCAAGCCAUCGAUGUGUUAAAACUGCUUAGAAAGGACCUGGGUCUUGAAGGAACGUCCCUCAACGAUAUUCUCUACAAAAACGCCGCCUUCCUCAAUCUCGUGGAUCCAAUUUCUCAUGAGCUUUUGCUCAAUUUGGCCAGAGAUUUGCAAUGUCCCAAGAGGGAGUCUGAUGCUCUGAAGUCCUCCGAGAAGAUCUGCAGGCAGCUGAUUUAUCACCUCACUCCUCACUCCAAGUGGAGCAGACAGAACGUGCCCAGGAGGAAAACUCAAGCCUGUCUGAAGACUACGUUGAAAAAGAAACUAGCAAAUGAUACCGUGGAUCUGUCUGGUAUCCCUCUCUCUGGCCGUGAUUUGCAUCGGGUGGCAUACUACCUUCAAAACAACGGUUCAUCUGUUACAGCAGUGGACAUCAGCUUCACAGAACUGCAUGAUGAGAGUUUGCGGCUUCUUUUACCAUACUUAGGAGUGCUACCGAAACUCUCCACGCUUGCCAUCAAUGGUAACCGGCUGACGGUUGCUAUCCUUAAAGACUUAAUAGAAGUGGUCAAGGACCCUCAAAAGUUUCCCUGUUUGGCUUGGGUGGACUUGGGCAACAAUGUGGACAUCUUUACUGUGCCCCAGCCAUUGCUGGUUGCCCUGCGCAGACGCUUUGGGAUGAGAAGUAGCCUGCCCACUAUUUAUGAAUACAGUGAGGGCCAGGGCAGCAGCUACUACCUAGAGACUUCAAUUGAAGAAAUCAGUGUGUUUGAGGAGGAAAAGGAGGAUGAAGAGGAUGAACUGGAAGACCAUCUGGUGCUGGAACCCUGGAGUGUAGAAGAGAAAAAUACUUUACGUUUCUGUGAAAGGUGAUGGACCUUGUUUCCUUGCGCUUGGUUCCUUAUAUUCCAUUGGCACAGACAUAGCGAAAACUGUCCCACUAAUGUUUAUUGGUCUUUUUUUACUUUAAUUUCAUAACUCUGGAAUAGAAAGUGUGCAGUUUUGGCACAACAAAGGUCUUUGUGUGUUGACCAUAAAUCUAAGCUGGGCCUCGCAAGUGGCAUGUGACAAAUGUACUUGCGGCUUUGUCUGAAGAAUGUUUUACUAUUUUAGCCUCAAAAAUCUUUUAUCACUAAACUACUAAUCCUUGCAAAGGCCUGUUUGAUGUGUUAACAGAGUAACUUCACAGGUUUAUACUUGAAGGUGAAACAUUCAGGUUCAAAAAGCACAGUUGCAAAGGCUAGGAAUCGAACCCAGGCCUCCCGCGUGGCAGGUGAGAAUUCUACCACUGAACCACCAAUGCUCUUUCGGCAUAAAUUUUGGGGUUUUUUUCAAGUAAAAUUUUAAACCUUUUCAGAAAAGGUACAUUUUGGGUCUAGGCCUCAUGGCAGGUGAGAAUUCUACCGCUGAAGCACAAAUGUUAGUAAAGGCCUAGUUUUAAUGUGGUUUCAGGGAACCUUAACAAGUUUCGUUUAGUAGGUGAAACUGUUUUAGUUUCAAAAGGCGCUGUUGCAUUGGCCCAGAGCUCCCAUGUGGCAAGCAAGAAUUCUACCACUGAACCACCAAUGCUUUUUUAGGCUGUUUUAUGGGGUCUCUGAAUAAAAAAAGACCUUUUUUAAGCAAAGUGUGAAUUUUUGAGCC